CUAAAUUAUGCUUAAAAGCUUCAAUGCAUCAAGAUGAUUAAGGUGUGUUAAGGCCCAGAGGUCUCAGGCCCACUGAGAACUGGGUGCCUGGCGCUGUGACCACGAGGGACCCUCGCAGAGUGCUGGCACUUCUUAAAAAUCCAACAAGUGGGAAAUGACGAGUGUGAGGAGCAGACUGCAGAACUGGACAUUCAGUGUCUGUGCAGGACUUUGAAUGCAGAAGUCACCACAAUGACCCCCAGCUCUUACACUGUGCUUUUUACUUAUAGCCAUGUAAGAACCUAAACAAGGAGAGACAUAAAUUAUUGACCAGAGAAUGGCCCACCGAAGCCCGAUCUUCCCAACUCUUGCCCCUUCUGAAAGACGGGUCCGGAACAUCCCGCUGCACAGCCAGGCGCUGACAGCGGUGCCGCUGGCAUCCGCCAGCCUGGUGGAUCAGCUGGAGGACAGAAUCCUGAGCCAUGAGAAAACAACAGCAGCUCUUGUGGAACACGCUUUUCGCAUUAAGGAGGACAUUGUUUCCACGCUGCACAGAAUGCAGAACAAAGGGGGGGGUGACCGGUUGGCACGGCAACUCCUCGAAGAGCACAUCCGAAACAUUACUGCGAUAGUGAGGCAGCUCAACCGGGACAUCGAGAUGCUGCAGGAACAGAUACGAGUCAGAGACAAUCUCAGCUAUGGAACAAAUUCUACCCUGAAGAGUCUUGAAAUGCGGCAGCUUUCUGGCCUAGGAGAUCUUCGGGGAAGAGUUGCAAGGUGUGAUGCUGGGUUAGCCAGGCUGUCUGCAGAGCAUAAAAUUACAUAUGAAAGACUUCAGAGUCUAAGUAAAGACCAACACACCUCCAAGCUGAUCUUAGAAUCUAAAAUCAAAGAGGCAGAAAUACAGAUUUCUCAUCUGCUGAGCAGAGUAGAGCAAUCAAUAAUGCAACAAGAAGCAAAGCUGAAGAUUGCCUACAAAGAGAGCAACCAACAGCUCCAAGCUCUGGACACAAAAUUGAAAGAUGCUGUUGAGGAACUCAGCAAUCAGAUUUUGUCUGCACGGAGCUGGUUGGAACAGGAACAUGGAAGGACUGAAAAAGAGCUUGUGCAAAAAAUCGACCAACUCUCACUGACUUUUAAGGAAAGCACUGAAAUGAGUGAGAGAGGUAUUGAGAUGAAAUUCAACCAAAUGGCAGAGAAAAUUGAGAGAAUAGAAGAAAUGCAGAAGAUAACCAUGGAGGCACACGAAGCAAAACAGACUGAAGAAAAGAUAAAUAUUCGCAUUGUCAAACUUCAAAAUGAGAUAAACGAAGAUAUAAAAGAAAUGAAAGCUGAAGUCAAUGCUGGGUUUGCAGCUAUCUACGAGAGCAUCGGGUCUCUACGGCAAGUUCUAGAAGCAAAAAUGAAGCUGGACAGAGAUGAACUCCAGAAGCAGAUCCACCAAAUGAAGCAGGAGGUUCCAAGAUGGGGAGAAGCUGGACCAUGACUGCAAGGUUUUGUCUGAGAGAUGAGUGUUUACCUGGCUAACUAGGCAGACUCUAGUGUUGUUCCAGUCUGUAAUGCCAAUUACCUGCAUGUACCAAAUGACAUGCUGCUGCUGCUGCUGCUGCUGCUGCUGCUGCUGCACAGGUGCUUGCUCACAGCAGUAAAUACAAGCUGUUCUUGGAU
Molecule: messenger RNA, 1647 nt
Organism: Agelaius phoeniceus (red-winged blackbird)
Lineage: Eukaryota; Metazoa; Chordata; Aves; Passeriformes; Icteridae
Gene: FAM81A
Product: family with sequence similarity 81 member A
Source: RefSeq, a predicted model, not a curated record